Messenger RNA from Armigeres subalbatus, 1265 nucleotides. Its product is annotated as histone deacetylase 8-like. Gene Ontology annotation, molecular function: histone deacetylase activity. The record is from RefSeq and is a predicted model, not a curated record. NCBI's taxonomy places the organism in Eukaryota, Metazoa, Arthropoda, Insecta, Diptera, Culicidae. Bases 84 to 1196 code for a protein of 370 amino acids. Gene Ontology annotation, cellular component: nucleus. Gene Ontology annotation, biological process: negative regulation of transcription by RNA polymerase II. The transcript has 7 exons.
UCAAAAUAAAAAUCCAACGGUAAGGAGCGCGCAUUUUCCAUUUCAAAUAAUUGAGAAUUCAAUGUUAUCAUAUAUAAAAUAUCAUGAAGGAGAUAGUUUAUAUUACGGACGAAAUCAUACAAGCAGAAAUAAUGAAGCUUGGAAACGUUGGUAACCGUUCAGCGGUCGUUGAUGAACUUGUUAGAGCAUAUGGUCUUUUAGAUUUUUGUAAAAUGAUUAGUUCCAAAAGAAGUACUAGAGCGGAUUUAUUAUCCUUCCACAGUUCAGAUUAUAUUGACUGUCUUUUGCGCUAUAACGAUGAAAAUGACAUCGAGGAGGUAACGGAAGAGCUGCAAGAGUAUGGACUUGCUUAUGACUGUCCAAUGAUUGAGAAGGUGUACAAUUUUGCUACGUCUGUAGUUGGUAGUACGCUGACAGCAAUAGAUGCUGUGCUGGAAGGAGCUUCGAUCGCCAUUAACUGGAAUGGUGGUUGGCAUCAUGCUCAAAGGGACAAGGCUACUGGAUUUUGCUAUGUCAACGAUAUUGUGAUUGGAAUCCAUAAAUUACGGACCAGAUUUCAGAAAGUUCUUUAUUUGGACUUGGACGUACAUCACGGUGACGGAGUGGAAGAUGCAUUUAGCUUCAGUAAAUAUGUUAUGACUGUCUCUUUCCACCAAUAUGAACCAGGAUACUUCCCUGGAACCGGUGAUGUCUCGGAUGUCGGAUAUGGACCCGGAAAGGGCUACACUGUUAAUGCACCGUAUGCAAGGGGCAUUGCUGGGCCUGCGUUUGUGAAAUAUUUCCAUAGCAUAGCCACAGACGCGUAUAGAGCAUUCAAACCGGAUGUAUGUAUUGUACAGUGCGGCGGAGACGUUAUUGUUGGUGACCACUUAGGCGGAACAAAUCUUAUUCCCGAUGAUUGUUUGAAAUGUGUUCAGGAGGUGUUGAGAUGGAAUACGCCGCUUGUAUUUCUGGGUGGAGGAGGUUACAACGUUAUCAAUACAGCAAAAUAUUGGACACAGCUUACUGCCCUCAUCGUAGGACAAACAAUCUCCAGAGACAUCCCGGAAAAUGCGUUCUUUAUGGACUAUGGUCCUGAUUUUACAUUGGAAGUCUUUCCAACACAUACAAAAGACCAUAAUACGAAAGACAAUUUAUUAGAAAAUGAACGUUGUAUAAAAGAUAACUUGGAACGCUAUGUUGUGAAAACGGUAUGAAAUUACUAUUUAGAUAUAACUAUACAAUAAAAAAUCAUAAUUACAAAUAGAUGAAUUUAUUUGGUUUCA